AUGACAACUGUCAGAGUCACAAGAGCAGCCAAAGCUGCAGCCGAAGCAGCAUCGCUUGCAGUAUCGAGCGCUUCACCCACCAGCCUGCCAGCCAAGUCCAAGCCCAAGCCUAAAACCACGAAAUCAUCCCAGCCCAAAUCAAGAGCACGAAAAGCAGCUCCAAAGCCAGUCGCAGCACCCGAAGCCCAGACUCUCAGCUUCCCAUCAGCCUCCCACUUCGACGCCUGGCUCCUCCAAAACUCCUCAACCCCCUCCGGGAUCUGGCUGCGCUUCAGCAAAAAGGCCAUCCUCGCCUCAGUCCCCUCCGUCAGCUACCUAGAAGCCGUCGACGUCUCCCUCUGCCACGGCUGGAUCGACGGCCAGCGCAAGGCCCUUGACGAAAAGUUCUACCUGCAGCGAUUCACGCCUCGCCGCCGCCGGAGUCUUUGGUCUCAGCGCAACGUCCAGCGCGUCGAGAUGCUAACGGUAGAAGGGAGGAUGAAGCCCGCGGGGAUGGCAGAGGUGGAUGCCGCAAAGGGGGACGGGCGGUGGGAGAAGGCGUACGCUGGACCGGCGACUAUGGAGGUUCCUGAAGACUUUGCGAAUGCGCUGGAAGAGAAUGCGAUUGCAAAGACGGCGUUUGAAGGACUGAGCCGGGCAGAUAGAUAUCCGUUUCUUUGGAGUAUCACGACAGUCAAAAGGGCAGAAACAAGGGAGAGGAAGAUUAGAGAGUUUGUGAGCCUUUUGGCCUCAGGACAAGUGUAGUGUAUAAAAUGAACCUACAUCAGCGAUUGAUAGUAGAGUAUCGGCCGUAAAAAAGCAGGCUGCUACAUGAGCCCGUGGUAUUCAAAUCUAAAUCUGUGCAUGUGUUCCCAUACUGAAUGUCCCAGAUCAAUAAUCCAAAGCCGUCCAAUUGUUAAAGUCAUUUCCUCAUAAAAGCGAUCAGUGCUAGUAACCCCCGGAAUCAUCCGAUUCAUCUGCAUAGCCGUCAAUAAGACCAUUACCAUAGGUUUCCUCAUCCUCAUCAUCGUCCUCCUCAUCCUCGUCAUCAUUGCU
Trichoderma atroviride IMI 206040 is the source of this 1035-nucleotide messenger RNA. The record is from RefSeq and is a predicted model, not a curated record. NCBI's taxonomy places the organism in Eukaryota, Fungi, Ascomycota, Sordariomycetes, Hypocreales, Hypocreaceae.